Halteromyces radiatus is the source of this 888-nucleotide messenger RNA. RefSeq lists its product as uncharacterized. Gene Ontology annotation, molecular function: glycerophospholipase activity. The record is from RefSeq and is a predicted model, not a curated record. NCBI's taxonomy places the organism in Eukaryota, Fungi, Mucoromycota, Mucoromycetes, Mucorales, Cunninghamellaceae. The transcript is spliced from 4 exons. Gene Ontology annotation, biological process: phospholipid metabolic process. The coding region runs from base 1 to 888 and encodes 295 amino acids.
AUGAUUGAUUGUCCUCUCUUGACACCACGACAACCUGCUAGGAAAAUAUCUGAUUUGCGUGCUGAUGAUAUCAAGGUGAUUAUUGGGAUUGGUGAUAGUGUUAUGGCUGGAUUUGGUGCGAAAGGUGUAAUAAAUCAGAAUUAUAUUAGUCUCAAUACAAUCAAAGAAGCUCGUGGUGUGUCUUUUGCUAUGGGUGGGGAUCAAGGAAUUGUGUCACUACCAAACUUGAUCCAAUACUAUUCACAUGAUCUUUAUGGCUCUUCUAUUGGUGAACAAAUUAUUACAGUCUGUUUUGGGGAUCAAUUCUGUCCUGUUGGUCAAUACAAGGAAUCCAUUGACGUACUAAAUGCAGCGCAAUCUGGUGCAAGAAGUUUGAAUCUGAAUCACGAAUUGGAUUACCUUUUACAACAACUGGAUAAAGCAUAUAAAAACAAUCAAGCACAUUCAUCUGAUUGGAAACUAAUGACGAUAUUUAUUGGAUCCAACGAUAUAUGUCAUGCAUGCGUUGUCAAUUCAUCCUUACCAGCACCUUAUACUAUCAACGUACAACAAGCAAUAGAAAGGAUCCGACUAACAAUUCCAAAUGUAUUGGUUCAAUUAGUGGGAAUGAUUCGAGUGGAUGAAAUUUUUACGGCAACACAAGCUUAUCCCUCUUAUUGUCAACCGUUUGCUCACAACAAUUUUGUCCUACACGAUCAUGAAUGUAUGUGUGCUCAUUCAGAAACUAAUCGAACAAUCAUGGCUCAAUUGGUUCCUCAAUACAACGAUGCUCUUCAAAAAGUGGCAGCUUAUUAUCAAUCUCCUAUGUAUGCAAAUGAUUCUUUUGCUGUGGUAUAUCAUCCUUUACCAGUGGAUGUCAACACUUUUCCUAUUCAAGCUAUUAGGUAA